UUUCCUAUUUUUCAUUCAUUUGAUUUUUUUUUUUUUACCCGAGAAAAGCUCUUUGCUGGGAAACAGAAAGAAGGAAGGGGAAAAAAAAACUUGUCAGUGGAUGAUGACAUUUGAUCUCGCCCGGGUUGAAAGCCGUAGUUGAUCCUAUUGUUACUUAAACUGACAUCAGAGCCGUUUUCAUGCGAAGCCGAUUUCUUAUUUCAGAGGGGACAUCGGCAACCCUCAAGUGAGUUCCGCUUCGAGUCGCAUCUCAACAUUAGUUCAUUUUUUAUUUUGUUUUGUUGUUGUUAUUGUUGUUUCUAUUUGCGGCGCUCCUGAGUUCCGUGCCGAAACCUGGAUUCUGACAGCGGGCGCCUCUUCUCGCACUUUUCCCGUUUCGUGUCGGUGUUUAUGAAAGAAGAACCGGUGGGAAAAGAGAAGGCACCUGCACACGAGACACUAGCCACGCGCUGCAAAGCAUUUGCCGGCGAACCCGAAGACACGGGGAGGGGGAUCGCGUAAGAAAACCGCUGCGUGCGAGACACAAAAAGGCUGUUUUCAUGUUUGGGAUUCAGGAGAGUAUUCAAAGGAGUGGGAGCGGUAUGAAAGAGGAGCCUAUCGGGUCCGGGAUGAACACGGUGCGGACAUGGAUGCAGGGCGCCGGGGUGCUGGAUGCAAACACGGCCGCUCAGAGCGGAGUGGGUCUUGCUCGGGCACACUUCGAGAAGCAGCCGCCGUCAAACCUUCGGAAGUCCAACUUCUUCCACUUCGUGCUGGCUCUGUACGACAGACAAGGUCAGCCGGUGGAGAUCGAGAGGACCUCUUUUGUUGGCUUUGUCGAAAAGGAAAAGGAAUCGAAUGGCGAAAAAACCAACAAUGGAAUACAUUACAGACUACAGCUUCUGUACAGCAACGGAAUCAGAACAGAACAAGACUUUUACGUGCGGCUGAUCGACUCCAUGACUAAGCAGGCGAUUAUUUAUGAAGGCCAGGACAAGAACCCAGAGAUGUGUCGUGUGUUACUGACACACGAGAUCAUGUGCAGUCGCUGCUGUGAUAAGAAGAGUUGUGGUAAUCGUAACGAGACUCCGUCCGACCCGGUCAUCAUCGACAGGUAA
Molecule: messenger RNA, 1097 nt
Organism: Conger conger (European conger)
Lineage: Eukaryota; Metazoa; Chordata; Actinopteri; Anguilliformes; Congridae
Product: transcription factor COE1-A-like
Exons: 6
Coding region: 540-1097 (185 amino acids)
Biological process (GO): regulation of transcription by RNA polymerase II
Molecular function (GO): DNA-binding transcription factor activity, RNA polymerase II-specific; RNA polymerase II cis-regulatory region sequence-specific DNA binding
Source: RefSeq, a predicted model, not a curated record